Prorocentrum cordatum is the source of this 3726-nucleotide messenger RNA. Lineage: Eukaryota; Dinophyceae; Prorocentrales; Prorocentraceae. The record is from the annotation of a GenBank genome assembly.
GAGGACGCUGCCGACGCGGAUGCGGGGGACGCAGGACAGCCCCUGCUGGGAGAUGGCGCCUCGAAGUCCCAGCUGGGUGCCGCGCGCAGACGACUCCAGGGGAGCUGGCGUCGCAGAAGAGAGCGCACGCACUUUCGGGAGUCCGCGCGAAUUUCCUGGACCGGCGCCCGGCCCGCGCAGCGCGAGGGGGGCGGUGCCCGAGGCGCCGGCGAGUGGGGUCCCAGCGCCGAGUCCAGAGAUCCGCGCGGACCUCGGAAAGCUGAUGUUUACCAUCGCGUUCCCUUCUUAAGAUCCCCAGGGGGGCUGGACGAGCCUGAGGAGGACGAGGAGGAGGAGGAAGAGGAAGAGGAGGAGGGCACGAUCAGGCCGCAGGUCCAGCUCAUUCGCCCAGCGAUCGGGCGCGGGUUGGGCCUUCGGCCCCAGCUGGUCGGCGGGGUGGCCCGCGCUUGGUGCUGGAUCGGGCUGGCUGGGCCGGCAGCAGGCUUCGGGCAGGGCCUCGCCGCCGGCGCGCCCUCGCCCUCGGCGGGGGGGCCUGCGGAAGGCCAGGCGAAGCGGGCGGGAGUACCACGGCGGCGGGCCCGCUGGCGGACGGCGGGAGCAGGGCCAGCGGAAGACGUCGGGGCCCUGAGGCGGGGGUCCACGCCAACGGGGGUGAGUCAGAGCGGGAUCCUGCAGGGCCAGGGCAGCAUUGAUCCGGGCUUGGGUGCAGGAUCCUGCAGAGCCCGACUGACCUGGGUUUGGGCUUGGCCAGGGUCAGUAGAUUCCCGAAGGCGGCUGACUCAAAUGAGACGUCAGCAUUUGUGGGUCCAGGGCCUCCAGAACCGACCAGAAGGGUCGGGGGGAUGCCUCUGAGGUGCCAUGGUCCUAGUGGAGGCCAUGCAGCUCAAGUACUUCGCGAGCUACCCCUGCGAGCCUGGUGGUUGGAAAGCGUACGUGCGGCAUCAUACGAUCUCGCAAUGGGCGUACGUUGCCGUGGCCUGCCUCCUCGUACUGAGCGUUUUCGAGGUUCCUGCGUGGUGCUCCUCGUCGGUAUGGGACUGGAGGCCAUUGAACGAGCGGUGCGUCAUGCACAGCUCCGCGCAGAGAGAGCUUGUCGUGAGCGGCGUGCCCGUCCUCCCGAUCGGCUGCGGUCUGGCGGUGGAGUACGUGAUGUACGCCAUCCUUGCAACGAAGCAAUGCACGCUGUGGAAGCUGCAAAGCCUCUUCAGGCAGCAGGGUGCCGACUACUGUAAUCCGUCAUGGUUGCUUUUUGAAGGGCUGAUGGUGUUGAUUGGCAUCCUGGACCUCGUGGUAGCCACGUUUUGUCAUGGAGUCGCCUUUCGGGCUGCGCCGUUCGUGCGCUGUGGCUUGGCGGCGUCAAGCCCUCUCGUUCAACACCUCGUAGAGACAUUCUACGAGAUCCUACUUGCAAUCAGCAAGGUCGGUCUGUUCCUGUCAGGCACGAUUGUGGUUUUUGCGUGGGCUGCUGCUCUGCUGUUCAAUGAUAUUACUGAGCGCGUCAGCGCGGGCCCUGUAAACACUGGCUUCGCAACCUUUAGCGACGCUUUGUAUACCUCGUUCGUGGCUGGUACUACGGCCAAUCUGCCAGACGCGAUGGUGCCCACGUACGAGUACUUCAGGGUCAAUGCGCUGCUGUGGUUAGUAUUUCUAAUUUUCGCAGUCGUGAUAUUCUUACAGGUGGUUCUUGCGGUCGUGUACAAUCAGUACACCGAUGUGAAGACUCGAUCGCUCAAGGAAGACUAUGGCAACAGGGACAAGGGCAUCGACCAAGCAUUCGAGCUGCUCAAGAUCGAACAAUAUAGUGCCAACCCCAAUGAGCCCGCGGAAGCCGUCGUGCCGUACAACGUGUUCGAGGAGGUCGUGUUGUGCAUGAAAAGUUGCGACAGGAGUUUAAACAUGGAAGCCAGUACGCUGAGGUUCGUCUACGACGCCCUCGACGACGACGAAAACGGCGUCGUCACCUACAAGGAGUUUACAGAGAUGUGCGAUGAUGAGAGCGAGUUGGAGAAGCAGGAGCAGGAGCAGGAGCAGGAUCACCCAUUCGAGGACACGUGGCUCAUGAAGAGUAUCGGGCGCUUAGUGACCAACCGCAAGGACGGGCCCGACCUCGGCUACAUGGACAGGUCUCGUUUGGACAUCCUCUCGCAGGGGAUCCUGGGCACGAACGUCCUGUUCAUAGUGAUGGAGUCCGUUUACGAUCUUCACAACAUUCCCGAGCCCACAUAUUUCAACUACGUGGAGAACGCGUUCUCCGUCGUGUACCUCCUCGACGUCGGGCUGAAGCUCUGCUGGUGGUCUCUCCCCGAGUUCUGGCACCACACCGACAACCAGGUGGACCUCGUGACGACACUGCUGCUCGCGGGCGCGGGGAUCGGUGUGAUGUUUUUGAGCGUGGACCGCUCCCUCUUGCGGCCCCUGAACAUGCUGAGGAUGGUCCGCCUCUUCAAAGCGCUCGCGCAGGUGGAAGCGUUCAAGGAAACGUGUGGGAUCAUUGCCAGGAUGGUCGCCACUUGUAAGGACGUGCUGCUGAUGAAUGUCCUGGUGAUCUACCUGUGGAGCUCCUGUGGGGUUCUUCUGUUCGGCGGUGAGCUGUACAGCGAGAAUCCUCGGUUCGAGGCUGCUGGAGUAGAUGCGCAGGACCUGGACUAUUUCAGUUCGCAUUUCCAGGUCUACAGUUUCAACGAUGUGCCACUGAGUUUUGUCACCCUAUUCUUCUUCACGAUCUGUGGCUGGGUCGACCAAGUGGUUGUCGCGUGCUUGUCCCUGUCGCCCUCGUGGACCCCAUACUGGGCUGCAACGCACUUCUUCAUGGUGUCGUUUUACAUCGCGUCACCCCUCAUUACUUUCAAUCUGCUCUCAGCAUUCGCCAUCGACGUGUACUGCAAGCUGGAGGAGUACGCCGAGUCUGAGUCCAAGGGUGAGAGCUCUGAGGUCUACCAGAACAUCAAGGACAUUCAGGAGGAUAUGUCGAAGCAGGGUCUCUGCCUGCACGUCGCGAUGUCUGCAGCACUGAAGCGGGCUCAAGUCUACAGGGACAUGUUCCCACAGGACGGCGAGGAUGAGAAGGAGGCGGGGCAGAAGGACGGCGACGGGGGCGACGAAGCGGGGUCGGAGCAGGAGAAGGCGAAGCUUGCCUUGGGGCGGCCUCCCGCGGCGAAGGCUAUAGCGGCCGACAGCUUGGACGGCGACUGGCGCACUGGCAGCAGCGAAAGGGUUCGCAUACGCAGGUCCAAGGCCAGAUUUUCGAAGGAGUCAUGGGCUCUGCGUGUACGAGGCAGCGACAGCAUCACCGCCAUCGCAGCAGAAGGAGAGAAAUACGAAGCGACGCUCGUGAACGGCGAGUUGCACUGGGACGACGACGACGUUUGGGUGCGGGACGACCAGGCAAGAGGCUCCUCCGACGAGGAGGACGAUGGCGAUCGCAGGGACUGCACUGGCGACUGCAGCCUCAUGUGACGAGCGGGGCGCUCCAGGCGCCUGGGCCGGAACCCAUGAGCCAAGGCCUCUGUUUCUCCUGUCCUUCUCGGGCCAGCAAGUCAGCAUGUGGCCUGAGACUUACCCACAUUCAAACAGUGACCCAAGACCACGGUUCGCGGCAUGCUGGCUCGAGGAGCCCCGCAGGGGUCGCCAAAAGGCGCCAGGGGCGUCUCCAGAGGCGCCCAAGGAGCCCCUGGAACGCUUUCGCGAGGUUUUCCAGAAGCUCGCCUCGGAGGAGCCUGCGCAAAC